This is a messenger RNA of Umbelopsis ramanniana AG, 3880 nucleotides long. RefSeq lists its product as uncharacterized. Gene Ontology annotation, biological process: nuclear pore organization; protein import into nucleus. The coding region runs from base 34 to 3690 and encodes 1218 amino acids. The transcript has 10 exons. Gene Ontology annotation, cellular component: nuclear pore transmembrane ring. Lineage: Eukaryota; Fungi; Mucoromycota; Umbelopsidomycetes; Umbelopsidales; Umbelopsidaceae. The record is from RefSeq and is a predicted model, not a curated record. Gene Ontology annotation, molecular function: structural constituent of nuclear pore.
GAAAAAAAAAGUUCUCGUUGAACUGCACAACAAAUGACGGCGGCAACCAUCACUGCAAGGCGGACCAAGUCGCAUGCAGCUUCAAGAGCUCUUAUUCCCGAUCGGUUCGUUGAUUUUCCGGCACAACGAUUAUGGGCAGUGGCCAUUUUUGGCUUGUUGCAAUCCCUGAAAAUAGUCGAUCUCAUUCAACUCUACUGGACGUCGCAUCCGGAAAACUACGGUGGUUCGCUUUUCAAAUGGUGGUGUCUGGAUCUUCUUUAUCUCUUCACACUGUGGAUCGUGAAGAUACCUUGGCUCCAAUUCUCAAACACAAAGACACUAGUCCUUGCAUUGCUAGUGCUUCUUGUCAACCCAAUUCUUUUUGCAUUACCUUCAGCAGUUCUUAGCGGCACCAUAUUACAACUUUUGACCGGUGGUGUUAUGGGUCAACAACUUGCCGUCUCUAGAGGAACAACGGUUCGCGUAAAAGACGUUAUGCACAAUUCUAGCCAUCUUCUGGGAAGACAUACAAUCAACAUUUUGCCGUAUAGCACUGCGAAACUCAACCCUGACGAUCAGUAUUAUUGUAUACCUUCAAACGAAGUUGGAAAGCGCGAGGUCAUGCUACCUAUUAUUUUGAACAACACCAUCCCCCGCCAUGUUACGCUAUCCCGCUUCGACUUUGAGACGAAAGCGCGAACCAAUGUAGACUAUUCUCAGCGCGAUUUACGAAGAGCAACAGAGGUUAGCCAAGGACAACAGGGAUUAGAGGUCUAUUAUAUCAAGGUCAAAAAGCCAGGAGCUUAUAGACUGGACAGUGUUUCCUCCAAGGAUCAGUUAGACGUCAGAUUGCAGUCUAGUGAGGCCAUGGUUUUCACCUGCCCAGAAGCCACUUUCACGCCCAUCUCUAACGACGAGUACUGCCAAGGCAUGGAACAGCCACUGACCAUGAUUGUUUCUGGUGUACCUCCCUUAAAGGUAGAAUAUACCAGAAAAGUAGGAACAUCAGCCACCCGGCACCAAAUCGACAAUAUUCAACCUGACAACUAUAUUUCACCUCUUCGCAAGCAAGAACAUUCCUUGUAUUCAACAGAAACUAAUACCGCCAUGUCAAGCGAAGAUGAUAUGGAUUGGGCAGCUUCUCAUCAUAUAACGCUGAUGUUCAACCUUACUCUAAGCUCCCCUACCGAUUAUAGGUAUCAAAUCGACAAAGUGACAGAUGGCACAGGCAAUGUUAUAGAGUACCAAGAGCCCGUCGAGACUAAACUGGCUGUGCAUCCACCACCAUCCGUCAAGUUUGAGUGUGAUAUACAGAGACCCGCCAAACUACUUAUUGGAAGCAAAACUGCCAAUCUGCCACUUCGCUUGGAAGGAGAAGCACCAUGGAAGAUUGAAUACGAAUACAUGCAUCCUGAAUCACUUGAACUUACCCAAAAAACCGUGACUCUUGAUGUCCAAGUCAAUGCUAUUUCCGUCGCCCUUUCUGGCGACUACAAGAUAUUGAGUGUGCAGGAUCGUCAUUGCCGAGGCGACGUUAUGUACCCAUCGGUCUGCCGAGUCGUCCAGCCACCUAUGCCUGAAGUACUCUUGUCCGCAACACCAAUUCCAUCGCAGUGUACUGAUGAAAAUGAAAUUGGCAUGAAGUUUGUUUUGGAAUUCCAGGGUACACCUCCCUUCCAUUUGGGAUAUACUGUCUCCAAGCAAGAAGGGCGAAGAAAGACGGUGGUAUCUUCCAAAUUUGAGAAAAUCGAUCAAAGCAGAUAUGUUUUUGAAUAUCGUCCAAGUACAAGCGGUACCUAUAUCUAUGAUUUUGCUCGAUUGGAUGAUGCCAAUUAUAAGGAACGUGAGACCGGAAUUAAGGCUAUCAAGCAAGUAGUUCAUCCACAACCAUCGGCCAAAUUCAGCGAUCGCUUGACCCGCCAAGGAUUGAUUCGAACUUGUAUUGGCGAAGGUGUUGACUUGGAUGUUGAGCUUGGUGGUGCCGGUCCAUACACACUGUAUUGGAACGUUUUCAACGCUGGAGAACGCCAUUCAUUUGAAGAAGUGGCCAAUGAAGCACGACAUACACUCACCAUUCCACCUCUCGAUAUUGGCGGCAAAUAUGUUGUGUCUCUUGCUAAGAUUCAAGAUGCCAAUGGAUGCAGCAAGGAAUUGGAUGUUGCUGAUGUGACUAUCGAAGUUCGCCAGGACCGACCUACCGCUUCAUUCUAUACUGCCAAUGGCGAGGAUGCUCAUAUGACCAUCAUUGAAGGUCGCGAAGCUCGACUUCCUCUUCGUCUGACUGGAGAACGACCAUGGCGUGUACUGUUCCGUAAUGCUGAUAAGAACCCUGACAAGGUGUAUCAUGCUCAACUUAAUGACGCCAACGAUAUUUUGGUGGUUAGAGAACCUGGUCGUUAUGAAUUGGUCAACAUUCAGGAUGCUUAUUGCCCUGGUGACGUGAGCGCUGCUGCUAUCAACGUCGCUUACCUUGACAAACCUACUUUGAUGGUGGAUGAAAAUCAAGUUACGUACAAGAAGCAUGGAGCCUAUGAGCGCAGACCUGUAUGUGAAGGCACCGAUGAUGCCAUCAAUAUCAACUUGUCAGGCCAUAGCCCAUUCAUCGUUUCUUAUGAUAUCGCCCAUUCUGCUCACGGUCGACGUGACUACCAUGUACAGUCGUCCGAGACCAUUCAUGCUGGACUUGGACGCACACGUAUUGGAUUGAACACUUAUAAGAGUGGAGUUUGGCGAUAUGCUUUCAAUCGUCUCUCCGAUGAAGUUUACACACAGUCAGCCGUACCCAAGGCUGCUGACAACUAUGCCAUUUCCAUCGAACAAACAGUUUUGCCUAGAGCUAGUGCCAAAUUUGUGACCAAGGGCAACGCUCAAAGAGUCAUGUGUGUGGGUGAGUCCCUGGACUCCAAUGAAGCCGGAGCCUUGCCCAUGGAGUUCUCCGGCCGUCCACCCUUCUCCGCAAGCAUACGGGUUCGCCAUCAAGGAGAUCCACAUGGUAGAAUGUAUCAUGUAGAAGAUAUCCACAGCACCAAAUACGACUUGAGCUUACCCCAUGAACUGCAAGCUCCUGGAGAUUACGAAGUAGAGAUUCAAAGUGUGUCAGAUGACGCUGGCUGCCAAAGUAUUCGCCUUGGACCUGAAGCUAUGGUCAAAAUCACAGCUUUGGAUAUCGCCACGAUUAUUCCCAUCGACCCAUCCAUGGAACACUGUGUUGGCGAUCAAUUGGAGUUCACCCUGUCUGGCGUCGGGCCAUUUACGAUCAAUUACCAAUUCAAUGGCAAACACGAAAAGAUUCAAUCACCUUUCUCUCGCCUUAGCACCAUUGCUGAUAAGGCUGGAAACUUUACCAUUGUAUCGGUUGGCGAUCAACGCAACAAGUGUCGAUCAUAUCCUCGGGACUUGACCAAAAUCAUUUACGAAUUGCCUUCCACACGCGUGAGUGCUGGCAAGGAUACAUUGGAAAAUAUUCGAGAAGGAGAUUCUGGCCAAGCUGUUGUCGACCUUAUUGGAACGCCACCAUUUGACUUUGAGUGGAGACGGUAUGAGCUUGUGUGGGAUAGUAAGCAUAAGCGACACUCUAAAGGCAAGGUAUUGGAGAGUCAUAUGGUCCACGGUAUCGAAAGUCACCGUUAUUACAUCAGCACGUCGCAAGCAGGAACCAUUGAGGUUGUUUCUGUGAAAGAUCGACACUGCCAAUACCCUCGGUCACAAUAGAUUUAGCUUGCUAUCGUUUUUCAAGAACUGAGCUUUUGCUCAUUCAUAAUUCAUCUUCAAUAUGAAACAAUCCUAUUCCUUUUCUCUUUAUUUGCUUCCUACAUGUACAUAUUGUAUUCAAGGAUGAACCUUUUUUCUUUUUUUGCACUCAGUAAAAAAAACAAAAAUCUCCUUUUGCACUACAAGAUAA